This is a messenger RNA of Necator americanus (New World hookworm), 453 nucleotides long. RefSeq lists its product as uncharacterized. The record is from RefSeq and is a predicted model, not a curated record. The transcript is spliced from 5 exons. The coding region runs from base 1 to 453 and encodes 150 amino acids. NCBI's taxonomy places the organism in Eukaryota, Metazoa, Nematoda, Chromadorea, Rhabditida, Ancylostomatidae.
AUGUAUGUUGUUGUGUUGUUAUUCGUAGUGGCGCAGACGGCCUGCUCUACAGAAAAUCUUGACACAAGUGAACACGACAAGCGGGCUCUCUCCUCAUUUGAUACUUUAGCCGGUAUCGGGCUUGGCAAAAGAGCACAGCUCAGUUCUAUCGACUCGCUAGCUGGAUUAGGUCUCGGAAAGAGAGCGCUGAGCUCAUUCGACACAUUAGGUGGAAUCGGACUUGGGAAGCGAUCUUUCGUAGUAGUAAAGAAAGCAGUUAGCAGUUUUGACACACUCGGAGGAAUUGGCCUUGGAAAAAGAAGCGAAUUAUUCAGGGGCGACAAAAAGUCGUUAAGUAGUUUCGACACUCUCGCUGGCAUCGGCCUUGGCAAGCGGAGCAGACCACUUACGCAACAAUACUACAUCCCCUUCCGAGGUAUUAUGGUGAGCGCAAACCGAAAAGAACAAGAUUGA